Molecule: messenger RNA, 339 nt
Organism: Acaulospora morrowiae
Lineage: Eukaryota; Fungi; Glomeromycota; Glomeromycetes; Diversisporales; Acaulosporaceae
Source: the annotation of a GenBank genome assembly
AUGCUGUUACACCAAUAUAAAUUUGGACUUUACAUUGAUGAUCGUCCCCACUUGAACUUGGACGCGUCUGAUACAAUAAAACUUUCUGUAAUGUCUGCUUCUAGCUCUUCCACGCAAGCUCGGAUCGAACAUCCAUCAACUCCAAGCAAGCAAGAAACGCAAAUCAUAUAUGAACUACGGGCUUUACUUCACACGGUGGAUUCAAUAAAUCAAAAUUUGUUCAGUGCCGUCCAUUUAACCUCUCCUGGGGGAAGUUUAUUUGAAGCACAGAAACGCGCCAGUGAGAGUUUGGAAGAAUUCAAGAAACUCGUGGAGAGAAGAGAUGUUAACAGAGAAUAG